This is a messenger RNA of Blastomyces gilchristii SLH14081, 678 nucleotides long. RefSeq lists its product as uncharacterized. The transcript has 3 exons. The record is from RefSeq and is a predicted model, not a curated record. NCBI's taxonomy places the organism in Eukaryota, Fungi, Ascomycota, Eurotiomycetes, Onygenales, Ajellomycetaceae. Bases 1 to 534 code for a protein of 177 amino acids.
AUGAUAGAAAAUCUCAAGUCUUCAGCUGAUAGCAUCUACGACGCAAUUCCUAGCCGGCAUCAACGAGCUAUAGCCAUUAAAGGGAAAGUAAUUGUGCGGGAGCGGGAGGCUGCAGGCUCAUACAGGAAAAUGUUAAAGCCCGGUCAUCAGUUGGCAAAAUGUAGGGAACAUGGUAAGACGUGUCAUUGCAGAUCAAAUAAGCAAAACCCCAACCAACCGGUAAGCCAGGUCAGAAGCGGUGGUGCCUUGCAACCUGAUGCUAGAAUGUCACAGUCAGAGCUGGAGUUGCAUCGUUCUAUGAUGCUUCGAGAAGAAAAGAGCCUCUUCGCCUCAGCCGGCGGCAGCCGGCCCACCGACGCAAUUAUGGCUGCACUUCUUCUCUCAGCUCAUAGCCCACCUAGAGGGAAGCCCAGGGUGGUUAGGAUGCUAUGUCCCAAGAAGGUGAAGUUCCAUGCAGGAAGGCUAGUCAGAAGGAGUGCCUCAGGAUCGCUCAGCCAAUUCGUAUUUUGCUUGGUCUCAACUUUUCGGCGUUAAGCAUUCUGCCAUAAUCUCAUGUCCCAAAACCGUUCUGAAGCGGAUAACGUAACUACCGCAAAAAAAAGAAUAAACUGAUGGUCUGUCCAAAUUCACAUGACAAAGUGAGUGGGAGAAGGCAUGCUAUAUGGCUGAGAAACAGGU